Messenger RNA from Phycodurus eques (leafy seadragon), 3384 nucleotides. It is a transcript of the gene ankrd34c, whose product is annotated as ankyrin repeat domain 34C. Bases 361 to 1947 code for a protein of 528 amino acids. Gene Ontology annotation, molecular function: protein binding. The transcript is spliced from 2 exons. The record is from RefSeq and is a predicted model, not a curated record. Lineage: Eukaryota; Metazoa; Chordata; Actinopteri; Syngnathiformes; Syngnathidae.
UCCAAAGCAUCCUCCUCGUCGGGACUCACGCGACUGGAGGACGACAAAAAAAAAAAGAAACAAAAAAAAAAAAAAAAAAGAAAGAAAGAAAGAAAAGAAAGCUCUGGUGCGCCCAUGUGCGUCCCGCUAUACAAUCACACAGUUUCGUCUCCAACCCAGGUGAAGGCGUGGAUGGCUCACAAAUAGGCAAAAACCAAACAAAACGUGUGAACUUUCUAUUGUGACUGGAGCCAUUAUCUCCUCGGUUCUCCAUCCUGCUGUGACACAAAAGAGGCAGCUUGUGAGCAUGGAAAGCCCGUCUUCUGAUUAGGCCUGCAAGCUGUAAACUCUACACAGAGAAAAGCUGUGAUUGUCAGGGUGAUGGCGGACAUUCUGGAGCUGCGCACCGACGGGAACUCGCUCCUGAAGGCGGUGUGGCUCCGGCGCUUGAGGCUCACCAGACUCCUCCUGGAUGGCGGCGCGUACAUCAACGAGAGCAAUGAGCGUGGCGAGACACCUCUCAUGGUAGCCUGCAUGUCGACGCACAGCGACCAGCAGAGCGUCAGCAAGUCCAAACUGGUCAAAUAUUUGCUGGACAACCAGGCUGACCCCAACAUACAAGACAAAGGAGGCCGGACCGCCCUGAUGCACGCCUGCAUCCAUGAAGCGGGACAUGAGGUGGUGGACCACCUGCUGAGCAACGGGGCUGAUCCCAGCUUGGAGGACAGGGGCGGGGCCUCUGCGCUGGUUCACGCCAUCAACGCAGAUGAAAAGCAAACGCUAAAGCUGCUCCUGGACGCUUGCAAAGCCAAAGGCAAAGAGGUGAUCAUAAUCACCACUGAUAAGUCGCCAUCUGGCACCAAAACCACCAAACAGUACCUAAAUGUUCCUCCGUCUCCAGAGCUGGUUGACAAGUCCUCUUCGGCAUACUGCACCUCACCUUCUGGUAUACAUGUCGCUGCAUCUCUUACGAUGGAGGAAGAGCAACAAAACACCGUCUUCAGCUUCCAGACGAAGCUGAAAACGUCCUGCUCGGCCAACAAACUGGCCAACGGGCACACGUCGCCCAUGCGGCGGCCCGCCAGCCACAAACGAGCGCGCUUACCUCAGCUGAAGCGUCUGCAGUCGGAGCCCUGGGGGCUGAUCGCGCCCUCCGUGUUGGCCGAACGGGCGAGCGGCCACGACGAAAGCAAGAAGGCCAGCUCGGACGAGGACAUGGUGGCAGGUGUGAACGGCCUGACUCUGAGCAAGAGGGUCGCUUUGUCUCGACAGAACAGCGUGGAUGGCAAAGAAAGCGCUUUCCCGCUGGUGGCUGAGCAAGGCUGCAAAAUGACAACCUCGCUGUCGGUUCCCCCGACCUCUAAAGUGGCCUAUGAGAGAUCUCUGGGCCAGCACCAGCCUUUGGCACGACGCAGCACCGUGCCCGCCGAGCAAGAGGGCGGCAGCGUUGGGCACCCCGGUCUCAGAGACACCGUGUACAAGAGGCGACUUGGGAACGACCACUAUGACUCUGACUCCCAGCUCUACUCUGACUCGGUCAUGCUGGACUCCCCGAAGGUGCCAGUGGAGCGAAGGAAACUGAACACUUCCCCUCUGGCCGUGUUGACCAGUUCCAGAGAGUCCCUUGACAGUAACGCCAGCACGUCCUCACCCAGCGCCGUACGCCGUCGUCCGCCGGGCCUCCUGGAGAGGAGAGGUUCCGGCACCCUGCUCCUGGAUCACAUCUCCCACACCAGGCCGGGCCACCUGCCCCCUCUCAACGUCAACCCCAACCCUCCCAUCCCUGACAUUGGCGCCAGUAGCAAGCCAUCCUCUCCUUUGGCCAGCGGCUUUCGAUCCUUAGCGCCAGUAGCACCGAACACACCAAAGAGAGGCGGGUUGAAGUGCAAGAAAAAACUUGUGAGAAGACACUCUAUGCAAGUGGAGCAGAUGAAGCAGCUGUCUGACUUUGAGGAGCUAGCUCAUUAGUGACUGGGGGUGUUUAUGCAGCAUUUUUAGUGUUGACCGCCUACAUUGUCAGCAAGUGCAUCCCUGAGUUCAGUCGUGUAGACUUACAGGCGUGUAGAUGUUGACUAACAAACUGGAAAAUGAAGUUACAACUGAGCAAUAUACGUAGGUUUCAGAACUGGGCCCAAGAAAUUGCUUUGCAAGUCACAACUCAGUCUCAAGUCUUUGCCCCUCAAGUCCCCAGUCAAGUCCCAAGUCGAGUCAGCCAAGUCUCCCGAGCCAAGGCCCAAGACCUACAUUUUGAGUUUCAAAAUCUAGGACUUGUGACUUGACUGAUACUUGAAGUCGAGACAGGCAAGUCCAGAGUCAAGUCGAAAGUCCUCUUUCAAAUUCUCACACUUGCGACUGGACUUGGGACUUGGCUGUCUCAACUUGGGGCUUGACUCGGGACUUGAGGGCAAAGACAAAAGACUUACUCGUGACUUGCAAAGCAAUGACUUGGUCCCACCGCUGGUAGAUUUCCUCCUUGUGUCGCUUCCCACCUUGAGGAUUAUCUUUUGACGCCAUGUCUGCUUUAAAUGUAUUACCGUUUUGAAUGUAAAUGACAAGUUAUGACAUAUGAAGGAUCUCUCCUACGUGGUGAUGUAACAUGCAGGGACCAUCAUUGGUCCAUUCGUAGCCAACAGGCCACUUGGUUGCAUUUUGUGCAUAUGUAAUUAGCACUAACAACGGACUUGCUUUGGAUUUAGUGAUGAGUCGAGAUGUAGCGUUGAGUAAAAGGUUUGACUGUUUGUAGCAAAACUGUGCGAAGUGCCUUCAAGAUAAAGAUUGUUGUGGAAAGAGUUGAUAGAUACAUUUGAUGUAUUAAAAACAAUUCGUAACAAAUAAGGAUGUAACCAAAAUGUGUUUCAUUUCAUCAAUAUUGUUGGCGUCACAGGCAGUGAAUAAUAUGCCUUUAAAUAGCAGAUGCAAUGAUGUAUGUCGUGGUACUUCAUUGCCGAGGAAGAAGAAAAGCAAGACAAACGUUGCCAUUGUAACAGUGUUAGCACUCGCGCAUUUUAACAGCACAUGUAAUAUUUCAAUUUAAUUAAAGCCACAUUGGUGAUAACUGUGUGAUCAAAUGUCAUUUCACGCUUAUGGCAAUCAAAUUUUUCAUAACUUUCACCACCUUAAUAAAUACUUAAAAUCAAAAGUGUGAGUGUAUGUGUGCGCGCCGUGUGUUCGUGAAGUGUUCCUGCUGUGCACGCCUCCACCUCUCGGGGGCAGUGUGGUGCACGCAUGUAGAUUACGCAACUUCAUCAGAAGGCCUCAGACCAGAAGAACGUCGCGAUUGAACCACAUUCAAAAUAACUCGUUUUUGACAGAAUAAGAAGAAUAUAUGCCCGUGGGGAUUGUUAUAUUACAUUAAACCCAAAAGUAAGUGUUACUUCUGCGUUUUGUGUGUGAAUAUUGGUUAUU